This is a messenger RNA of Diuraphis noxia (Russian wheat aphid), 2531 nucleotides long. Its product is annotated as glucose dehydrogenase [FAD, quinone]-like. The record is from RefSeq and is a predicted model, not a curated record. Lineage: Eukaryota; Metazoa; Arthropoda; Insecta; Hemiptera; Aphididae. Gene Ontology annotation, molecular function: flavin adenine dinucleotide binding; oxidoreductase activity, acting on CH-OH group of donors.
GCUAUUGAAUAUUCGCGGUUCGGAUUCUUGUUCGCGGCAAUAUCAUUUGUUCUCGUGCACAACAACGUCACGUCCUUAGUUUAUAUCAUAUUAUAUCUCAAUUAUAUUAUUUUCUGCGCCGCGAAGCGACAACAUGMAACCGACAGUAGUGCUUUGGAACGCGGUUUUAGUGCUGGUCGCGAUGGUACUAAUGUCGGCCAGUCCCUCCCAUGGUAUGGCGUACACAGUUUUCCAGGCAGUGGUCGAGUACUACCGGAUGAUAGCACCGGAACCAAUGGACGCGGUGCCGGAUGCGCCGUACGUCGGCCGGCAGUACGACUUCAUUGUGGUGGGCGCUGGUUCCGGCGGGUCGGUGUUAGCCAACCGGCUGACUGAGGUGGCAGGCUGGACGGUGCUGCUGAUCGAGGCGGGUGGCGAAGAGAACGCCAUAACGGACGUUCCACUUUUGGUCAGCUACCUGAUCGGUACCGGAUACGACUGGGGCUACCGGACCGAACCACAGGACGGCGUGUGCGGCGCAAUGGAUGACCGCAAGUGUCGGUGGCCACGAGGCAAGGUGAUGGGYGGCACUAGCGUCCUCAACUACAUGAUGUACACGCGGGGAGUACCAGAGGACUACGACCGUUGGGCCAGACUUGGCAACGUCGGUUGGAGUUACGCUGACGUGCUGCCGUACUUCAAGAAAUCGGAGGACUUGGGAGAUGGCCGGGUGGCCGCGUCACCAAAGUCAGCGCAUUUGCACGGCCGUGGUGGGUACCUUAAGGUCCAGGAACCUUCGUGGAAGACGCCACUAGGACCGGCGUUCUUACGUGCCGGCCGCGAGCUUGGCUAUGAAACGCUUGUCGAUUACAMCGGACCACGGCCACUUGGUUUCUCGUACGUACUGGCCACGACAGACCGCGGCACCAGAUGCAGUGCGUCCAAGGCAUUCCUGAGGCCGAUACGGCACCGACCAAACCUGACGGUCGCCAAGCGAACCACGGUCACCAAGGUGCUCAUCGAUCCUGGCACAAAGCGCGCAUACGGCGUGCGAUUCGUCAGAAAUCGUCGUACCUCGUUGGUGUACGCCCGUAAGGAGGUUAUAUUGUGCGCCGGGGUAUUUAACUCACCGCAGCUACUUAUGCUGUCGGGUGUGGGCCCGGCUGAACACUUGGCAAAAGUCGGCGUGCCCGUCGUUAGUGACCUCCGGGUGGGCUACAACCUGCAAGACCACGUGUCCAUGGCCGGACUGGUGUUCUUAGUCAACCAGUCGGUGACGAUCGUUGAAAACCGGUAUCGGCAUCCCAAGUACCUGAUCCAGUACGCCCUGAACGGUGACGGACCGCUGACCGUGCCUGGUGGCGCCGAAGCGGUAGCGUUCACGGCCACAAGGUAUGCAACCAACGGCUCCGUGGUUCCCGAYAUGGAACUGGUGUUCGGUCCCGGAGCGCUGACCGGCGACACGGGCGGAUCACUGCACCGGUUGUUUGGCAUGCGCGAAGACUUCUACGAAAAGGUGUACGGCAGAUUCCGUGGCCGAGACGCUUGGGGCCUGGUACCCAUAUUGCUACGACCACGCAGUCGCGGACGUGUCAUGUUGCGAUCAACCAAUCCGUUUCACGCGCCGCUGCUCUUUCCUGGCUACUUGUCUGACACGCACGACCGCGAUGUGCUCGUCGAAGGCAUUAAACAGGCCAUCGCGGUGAGCAAAACCCAAGCAUUCCAAAAAUACGGAUCCACGCUGUUGUCGGUGCCGUUCCCGGGCUGUGAACACGAGCCAUUCGGGUCGGACGCGUAUUGGGGUUGCUCCAUCGGGCAGCUGACAACAAACCUGCACCAUCAGGUGGGUACGUGCAAGAUGGGACCGGCCUCGGACCCAGACGCCGUGGUCGAUCCAAAGUUGAGGGUACGUGGCGUCAGAGGGCUUCGGGUGGUGGACGCGUCUAUCAUGCCACUCAUACCAGGUGGUCACACCAACGCGAUGACAUUCAUGAUUGGUGAGAAAGCGGCUGACAUGAUCAAGGAAAACUGGAUCAAAUGAUCGAACCUGUCGUGCUAUAAUGCUACUGCAAUGAAUAUAAUAUAUUAUACUACGCGUUYCAAUCCAUUUGCCUCCGCAUGGUCACCAAAGCCCCAUGGUAUGCCACAAACGCCUCUACAUGAUGAAGACCGUAAAGUUCAAUCCAUCAACCAGACAGCAGUCACUUACUUUCAAAGACUUCACUUCAAAAUGCAAAGCCAUCCAAACUAACUCRUAGCUCAACUGCCGUCAAAAUCUCUUCCAGAUAACCCUAUUUGGUGUCUAAAUCGAAAUUGGUUAGAGACCUUCUCAAAAACUGAAUAUAAAUUAUUUAAGAUUCAUGAAAGGGUAGCUCUACUGUGAGUUUUCACCGACUCAUCACUAUCAUUCCUCCCUCAACUUUACUUAUCGUACAUAUAAUAGAGAUUGUAAAUAUUCAAUAAACGUUAUUAUAUAUAUAUAUAAUAUUAUCUAGUCAAAGAACAAAAUGUGCAAUACUACAUAUUGUUUUCAUUUUAUUUUAUUUUUGUUU